Cloeon dipterum is the source of this 494-nucleotide messenger RNA. Its product is annotated as mitochondrial translation release factor in rescue. Gene Ontology annotation, biological process: translational termination. The transcript is spliced from 2 exons. The record is from RefSeq and is a predicted model, not a curated record. NCBI's taxonomy places the organism in Eukaryota, Metazoa, Arthropoda, Insecta, Ephemeroptera, Baetidae. The coding region runs from base 1 to 450 and encodes 149 amino acids. Gene Ontology annotation, molecular function: translation release factor activity. Gene Ontology annotation, cellular component: mitochondrion.
AUGAUUUCUGCCGCACUCAUGCUUCGAAACGCUGCUUACAACGCCUUCAUUUACCAACGAUCACUCCACUUUGGUGCAAUUUUACUUCGGCAAACAAUCGACUAUUCCAAAGUUCCAGUUUUAAAAGAGGAGGACAUAGAAGAGCAGUUUGUUAAGGGACACGGUCCUGGUGGUCAAAAUGUUAACAAGAGGUCCAACUGUGUCCUUCUGAAGCACAUCCCCACGGGUUUGGUUGUGAAGUGCCACCAGUCUCGAUUGCUGGACAAAAACAGGAAAUUUGCUCGAGACUUGUUGAUAGAAAAACUGGAUCAAUUAGCGAACGGAGAAGACAGUGUAGCAAAACAAAAGAAAAGAAUAGAGGAGAAGAAAAGUAGUAAAAAUGAGACAAAGAGGAGAAAGAUGCAAGAAUUAAAGGCUGCUUGGAAAGAGCGAGAGCAAAAUGAUGUGUAAAAAUUGUUUAAUUUAAUCUGAAUAAAUUUAUUUUGAGCUGAAAA